Paramecium sonneborni is the source of this 608-nucleotide messenger RNA. The record is from the annotation of a GenBank genome assembly. NCBI's taxonomy places the organism in Eukaryota, Ciliophora, Oligohymenophorea, Peniculida, Parameciidae.
AUGAUGCAAUUAACUGCUUUGACAAGGCAAUUCAAAUAGAUCUUACUUAUGUCAAUGCCUAUUUAAAUAAAGGUUUAUAUAUAAUUUGAUUAUAAUAGGCAGUUCAUUACAUAAAUUAUAAAAAUAUAAUGAUGCAAUUAAUUGCUAUGACAAGGCAAUUCAAAUAGAUCCUAAUUAUGCCGAUGCCUAUUUAAAUAAAGGUUUAUAUAUAGUUUGAUUUUAAUAGGCAAUUCAUUAAAUAAUUUAUAAAAAUAUAAUGAUGCAAUUAAAUGCUAUGACAAGGCAAUUCAAAUAGAUCCUACUUAUGCCAUGGCCUAUAACAAUAAAGGUUUAUAUAUAAUUUGAUUUUAAUAGGCUUAUCAUUAGAAUGCCUCAAAAAAUAUGAUUAAGCCUUAAAAAAUUACGACUAAUCCAUAAUGAUUAAUAAAAUAAAUGCUUAAGCCUAUAAAUUAAAAGGUAAUUUUUGAUUAUUCAUAAAAGGUUCUUUAUUAACUUAACAGAAGAAGUUUUUACAAGCUAUUAAAGUUUAUGAGCAAGCAAUUCAGAAUUGCUAAACAGACCAGAAUGAAUUUAAAAAACUAAUUUAAGAAAUAAAAAAUAAAAAAUGA